GCCCAGAGCCAGCAGAGCGAGCGCCGCCGACAGCGAAGCGACGGCCGAGUUGGAGACGCGGUGAGCGAAGAACCAGGGGCGCAGCACGGCAAGCAUGGUGAGCGCGGACUUGAGCAGCAGCAGGCACAGGCGCGCCAGGUAGGUGAAGGACAACAGCAGCACCUGCAGCGCGCAGGCUGUCCGGCCCAGCACCUGCGUCUCCGUCAGGAGGUUGGCGAGCAGCACCGGGGCGGAGGCGAGCGUGGAGGCGAUGUCGCAGAGCGCCAGGAGCAUUGCGAGCACCUUGCUCUCCUUGUGCGAGCUCGAGUCGCGCAGGGCCACGUACAGGUGGGCGGCGUUGAGGAGCAGAGCGGUCACGCUGGCGGUGGCGACGAGGUACACGAGCAGGCGCUUGUGUUGCAGAGCGCAACGGAGCGAUGGGACGACGUCUUCCUCGAGCCCAGCGCCGCAUAGCCGACUGGCGUUGGCCGUGCACAUGGUUUCGUUUGUUGAGGAGGGCACCUGCGGUCGAGGAGAUAUUGCUGAUGUGGUUGGGAGGUGGGGGGCUCCUUUUUCUUCCGGAGUGAGCCGAUCUUGCGGGCAGGCAGUGAGUUCUGUGGUGCCUGGUGCAUUCAUUACUUGGGAUCAGGAACAGGUGUGCGUUGAAAAGCGAUGGCCUUCUAACGAUUCGCUCGGUUGUCUCCGUACGGUGCGAAAUAAGUUCAGCAUGCAUACAUCCAAUUAUACGGUGGCUGGUUUAAUAAUAGCGGAUCAGGCAGCUGAUUGUCUUCAUACCUAAACCGAUGUGACAGGCACCGACAUGACUUAUUGCGCAAGCAUGCGUUUUACCGAAUCAUCUUAAUUACCGUCGUCAUCGUCCUCACCAUUGGUAAUGUUUCACGCACCGGGCCAAUGGAAUCGGCUAGCUCCGUGCAAGCUAAUGUUUUAACAUCCUCAUUAUCGUUGUUGUCAUCGCUCGCUUAUGCACCACGAUUCAUUGCUGGAUGAAUAUUCCCUCCACGAUGUUACAUACUUCUGUCGAUGAUGUUUCGCAGCUGUAAUUUUACAACUGUAAAAGACGAUCAAACUAAAAUUAGACGAUACACAGAAACGCGUAAAAAUGUACAACGCCCGAAUUGCAGUCAAUUCGUUUAUUUAGCUAUACGAUCUCCGCGGACAUGUGCGAUAUUUUAACAGAUCAAACUCGUUAUCGUCGCCUUAUAAUUAUUUUUUUGGGAAAAAAAUAACCUGUUACCUUAACAAUAUCAGAAACCCCACUGACAUACAAAAACACGACUUUUGUUGUCUUUAAAGGAUACUUAUCAGCAGUGCCCCUAUCCUCCCAUUCACUCACCGGGCUGGAGCGCAGCGUGGUACAAGAGUGGACACUCCACGUGCUACUAAACGGGGACAAAAGGGGAGUAUCUUGGAGGGAGACCUAGGAGUGAGGGUGUACGAGGAUGAGGGAUGGGACGCGAGGUACUGCCACGCAUUGCGCGUUCCUUUUUAUCGAAUGCAUCCCCGUGUGCUCGUCAGAGAUUGGAGUCGCGAGCUCUGCACAGGGAGGAGGAGGAGGAGGGGCGCAUGAGAGGGCUGCACUCCUCGGUCAAAUGACAUUCACCUGGCAACCACGUGAAUAAUCUCUCCGUGCUGCCGACAACACAAGCGAGCGUGUGCUGGGCUCAAGGGCAAAGCUGCUCACCCACCCUGCGGAUACGGACACCGCAUCGCCCGUCCACCCACCCACCCACCCCCGUCCUUGUUGACGACACCGCCGCUCGGGCCACGCACACGCGGGCCCAGCCAUGGACCCCGACCGCAAGCGCGCACGCUUCGUGGACGGAGACGUCGACGGGUACGGAGACGACGAUGAGAGGCCUCCCUCCGAGGGCACGGCGCUCGAGCGGGAACUCUGCGACGAGGGGAGCCGGGCGUCCGGCGCCGAGUCGUGGCGACGUUGGGACGCGGAGACGGUGGCCAAGUGGCUGGGGAAGAUGGAUGUGCCGGACGAGGUCUGCAUCGCCUUCAGAAAGCACAACAUCACGGGCACAGUGCUACCGGACAUUACAGAAGACCACCUGAAAACAAUUGGGGUAAAGAAACUGGGAAAUCAGCUGAAAGUUCUUCAAGUUUUGAAGAUCAUGUGCCAGGAUUCCAAGCAAAACAUGAAGGUGUUCAAUGACCCCAUCCACGGACACAUUGUGCUGCACCCCUUGCUCGUGAGAAUCAUCGACACCCCGCAGUUCCAGCGCCUCCGCAACAUCAAGCAGCUGGGCGGCACCUACUGGGUGUUCCCCGGAGCCUCGCACAACCGCUUCGAGCACUCCAUGGGGGUGGGUUACCUGGCCGGGCAGCUCGCCACAGCCAUCCAGAGCAGGCAGCCCGAGCUGGGCAUCAACGAGAGGGACGUGCUGUGCGUGCAGAUUGCAGGACUCUGCCACGACCUGGGACACGGCCCAUUUUCCCACAUGUUUGAUAACAGCUUCAUCCCAGCUGCUCGUCCCGGAUGCAAAUGGAAGCACGAGGUGGCCUCCGUGCAGAUGUUUGACCACCUAAUCCAGGCCAACGGCCUGGAGGAGGUUCUUAGCAAGGAGUAUGGCCUCAAGUUGCCGGAAGACCUGGACUUCAUCAAAGAGCAGAUCGCUGGGCCCCCGGCUGACAUCGCCAAUAGCUCGGGUCCUGGUAGUGGCAUCAAUAACUGCUUUGCCAAAUCGCCGCACGUAGACCGGGAGGAGGGUGGCCUGCAGGUGCAGGCAAAAGAAUGGCCAUACAAGGGCAGGACCAAGGACAAGGGGUUCCUGUACGAGAUUGUCGCGAACAAGAGCAAUGGCAUAGAUGUGGACAAGUGGGACUACUUUGCCAGGGACUGCCACCACCUCGGAAUUCAGAACAACUUCGACCACAGGCGCUUCAUCGAGUUUGUGCGCGUCUGUGAGGUCGAAAAUGAAAGGACGAAAAAAGUGAUUUGCUUCCGAAACAAGGAGGUGGGCAAUCUCUACGACAUGUUCCACACGCGCAACUGCCUGCACCGCCGCGCGUACCAACAUCGAGUGGGCAACAUCAUCGAACUCAUGAUCAAGGAGGCUUUCCUCAAGGCAGAUAAGCACAUCAAGAUCGAGGGAUCUGGCGGCAAGAUGUUCUCCAUUUCCGGAGCGAUUGACGACAUGGUGGCCUACACAAAGCUCACAGACCUGAUUUUUUACGAGAUCCUGCACUCGCGCGACCCCAAUUUGAAGGAGGCCAGGGUGAUCCUGGAGAACGUGGUUUGCCGGCGCCUCUACAAGUUUGUGAAUCACACGCAGCCCGGGGAAGGGAAGAACCCUCUUGAUGAGGUCAAACUGGCGAAGGAGAUCGCUAACUCGGAACCGGAGACGCCACUCAACGUCAAGUUAAACCCAGAGGAUUUUGUGGUGCACGUAAUUAACUUGGACUACGGAAUGAAGGAGAAGAACCCCAUCAACAAUGUGUGGUUCUACUGCAAGGAGGAUCCCGACAAGCCGUUCAGAAUCUGCAAGACACAGGUGUCAAAGAUGCUGCCGGAAAUAUUUCAGGAGCAGCACAUUCGCGUUUACAUCAGGAAACUGGAGCCGGAAUACCUCAAAGCUGCCAAGCAGUACUUCGUGCAGUGGUGUCUGGACAAGAAGUUCAUCAUGCCUCAGGAUGGAGAAGUGGUGGCCCCAGGGCUGACUCCAUUCAAAGAGAGCUGGAAGCGGAACGCUGACGCCAACUCCGACGAGAAAGUGCGACAAGCACCCAAGGAAUGCCAAAGGAAACUGUUUUUGAAAGAGAACACCAAAUGAUAUGCCCGUGUAAAAAAAAGCACCCACUUAAUUUUACGUACGGUUUUGAAAUUGUGGUCGGCAUUUAACUGCAUUUAAAACCUUUUCCUUUUUUUCUGAAGCACUCUUGUUGCCUUACUGCUUGCUACGCAGAUGUUCCCAGGUUACGCUGUACAUCUCGCCGCUGCGCUUGCGAUAUGUACCGCGUGUUGUUGUUCGGCACGAUAUCUGACAAUUUCGCUGCUUUUCGUGCCGGACAACACGCGACGCAACCCGAAAACACAUCGGGGCAGCUCUUGCAGCUUUUUUUCCGCUUUGUAACAAUAGUUAAACGUGGCCUUUUAUUAAGUGAAUCUCGCUUGCAAGUUUAGACCGUGCAAGCCUAAUGGCAUGCAGAGUUGUUGUGUGUUUCUACUUAGUGAUAGGGUUGCAUGCACAAUGAUACCAUUGAAGUGGGUUUCAGUGCUGACCGUGUUCAUACUGGGAUACAGGUAGGCUGAGAUUAUUACGGGUAAAACUUUGCGUAUCUCCCGUGUGUCUGUUGUGUUUAACGCUAUGCACUUGGGGGGUGGAAACAAUGCGUUGAUUCUUUUAUCAAUGUCGAUUCUUGACCUCAUGAUACAUGCACGGAAUUGCACGUGUGUGGACUUUGGUGCGUCGGAUUAAAAGAUGGGAUUCGUGUCACUCGUGCAGCCGCUAGAGCCGCCGCCGCCGUCCACCUCGUGAGAAAUUGGAUUGCCGAGUUGAAUUGUCAACGUUUCGUUGAAUUGUCAACGUUUCAUUGAACCGUCCCGAGUCGUUUCGGCCACACUCUGCGCUCUUCACAUCGCGACGUUUGAGUCGUCAUCGAUCCACUGCUGGAUGAAGCCCCUCCCGCCACGCAGUUCUCGUAAUUUCACACGAUCCUGCGACGUCGGGUUUAUGUUGGGUGUUUUAAUUUGGAUGGGGGGGGGGGAGGUUUUGUUGUACACCACCAAUUGGGGCAGCUUGCAAUGUCAGAACAAUUGCCAUCUUAAAUUUCGAUUUAAAGCUUUCGUGACUGCAGGGAUUCAUCUUCUUGGUUCUUUCGGUAAAGUCACGUAGAAUGGAAAUAAUAAAAAUAAAACAAAAUAAUUCUCACGACGUUUCGGCCACAACGCACCUGAGGACGGCUCCUUGCGUUGUGGUCGAAACGUGAUAAUUAUUUUAGAAUGUUUUAUUUUUAUUAUUUUAUUAUUUCCAUUCUACGUGACUUUACCGAAAGAACCAAGAAGAAUUGCCAUCUUACAAUAAUACAACAGAAUAAGAGUCAUGAGGGUGUUUUGACCAUGAUUCACAAUUAUCUCAAUUCGGCUUGGGGAAGGGCAGUCCCAUUGCUUUUUUAAGAGUCUAAAUAAUUUUACAUUGUAAUGUGGUGGAUGUGUACGGCAAACCUUUGCUUUUAUGCAAAAUUAUUUUUUUACUGCUUGAAAUGUGUGAACAAAAAAAAUACGUUAAGCUUCGGUCAGUGGUGCAUUUCAAUUAAUGCAGCAACAUUUAUGUUGGGCCUUGUUUACAUCACGCUACUUCAGCAUUUUUAAGUACCACAUGUUUUAAGAUGUUUCGAUUGUCUUCACUCCACUUAACACGAUGCUCCUACAUUAAGUGGGCGUCCGUUUGAGAUGUUUUUCACGCUUUAAUUUCCACCGUGUGAUAACUCGUGUUUGGGCAUUGUACGUGUGCCAUUCGUAUCCAGGUCAUUUGCAUUCUCGAGGAAAUGGGAUGCUUAGGGGACCUACCUUUCAGCGUGUGGCUCUGGUGUUUUAUCCACUUGCUAACAUCAAUAAUGGGAGAUUUCAGGGCUAUGAAAGUUUCCAAUUUAAAAUCUACACUGCAUAUUGUAGUAUUCCUGUUCUUCGGGCUAACCAUUUAUUGUGAGAGCUCAGUAAACAUGCCAACAUUGGCCCAAAGUUUACAUGAUUACUGAGAGGCUUUGUAAUGUGAGCUCGCAGUUAUAUUUACAACACAGACGUGAAUGCAACCUACUGAAUGUUGGACGUUGUUGCGCUUAGCGUCUGUAUAAAGUCCACUGUGAGCACCGUCCCAAUGGGUUUUACAUAACCCAAGUAUGAUGAUGUCUUCGUAUCUAUAACAGAAUCAUCGUUAAGCGCCAUUGCGGAGAGGGGUAAUAACAACGCCUCUCCAUUUUUGUGUCUCCACGUAAAAAAUGAAAAUAUUUUUUUACGCAUGCCACCAGCUGCUCGACUUUGAGUGCAUCUUGGUAGUGUUGUAUUGGUUCACAACAAGAAAACUCCACUGGUUCCAAGGGGGUUCUACGUCCCAUUAGCAGUUCCGCUUGCUUGAACCAGUUCGGUACUGGUCGCUGAAUGUAAGAAAUUGUCCCGUUGAACACGAAAUUAAGUAAUACAUAACACAGUAAUUCAGUCGUUGUGAGUAGAGAAUAUGGAAAGUGGGUAUUAUUUAUUUUGUUAUCAGGAUAUAACUUUUUUUAUAAUUUCCAAGAUUGUUCUUUGGUGUGAUGGGUUCGCUGUUUAACACGCUGUUAUUUUUUGAGUGUGUUUAAUUUAGGCAGAUGUCUUACGGGUGUUUGUGUAAUUUUUGCCCAGUUGCAGAAGCUUAAAACGUCACUGUGUUACGUGCAAUUGCAUCCUUUACUUCUUAACAAAGUGCCUUUAUUCUGUGCAAAAAAAAAGUGAUUUGCUUCCAUGGAAAUUCGUUGUUCUCUAAAAAUGCUUCUAUAACAUGGGAAAUACAAGUGGGAAAUAAUAGUUUUUCCCCAUUCGAAGUGUAUACCUACCAAUAGAUAACGUGAAAACAAUCCGUAUCCUGUAAUUUCAGUUGAAGCGUUUCUUCUUAAGGAUGUAAUCAUUCGUUAACGUUUUUUGUGUUGAUCUUUAAAAAAAAAAAUUUGACAUUGGUGGUGCUCUUAGUUGAGGUUGUAUCUUGAGUUAUAAUUGUAAGCGUUGUCCUAACUUAAAUGUUAUUUUGAUUGAAUAAAGUCUUGAUUUUUCUAA
Messenger RNA from Lethenteron reissneri (Far Eastern brook lamprey), 6751 nucleotides. RefSeq names its product SAM and HD domain containing deoxynucleoside triphosphate triphosphohydrolase 1 (gene SAMHD1). Gene Ontology annotation, cellular component: nucleus. Gene Ontology annotation, molecular function: protein binding; dGTPase activity. Lineage: Eukaryota; Metazoa; Chordata; Hyperoartia; Petromyzontiformes; Petromyzontidae. Gene Ontology annotation, biological process: dGTP catabolic process; defense response to virus; regulation of innate immune response. The record is from RefSeq and is a predicted model, not a curated record.